AUGAGUGCACGGCGUAAGCAUCGGUAUGUUUAUGGAAAGUGUAAAGGUUUGGUGGUCCUGUGCCAGGAAUUGAUUUCGGUGGUAAAAGCGCACCAGGAAAAGGAGGAGUCUGUCAAGACAAAGGUUACACAUCAUCACUCGACGCCGAAGAAACGCAAAUUGCAGCCUUUUACGGAGUUGCACGGUAGUGGUCAGCGUCGGCGUUUACAGCAGUUGGAGUUUUAUAUUCAGCAACUGGCCGGCCCGAGUUCCGAAGACUCGGCCGAGGCAAUUAGCGAUUUUUUGCAAAGGUAUCUCACCUCCUACCGCUGUGAUUUGCUUAAAAAUGUGCUCACUCCGACAAAUGAUCUUUUCAUUUGUACUAAAUUGGGCAUCUCGCAAAACAAACGUGCGCAACUGAAGGCGGAAUUGCGAGUCCAUGGCUUGGACGUUUUUGCAGCGACCCACGAGGUGAUAAAGCUUCGCAAAGAGCUAAAAAUCAGUGACCUAUAUGCAUUUUCUGAGGUCGAGGCGGAAAUAACGGUGAAAGAGAAAGCUGGUAAUAGCAUUAAAAAGUUAAAAAUUCCCGCUUUCACCUGCAUUGACGUGCUUGCGGUCAUAACGUCCCGUCUUACCACCUUGGUACACAAAGGCAUGCGCCUGUUUGGUGAGAAUGGUGAUGAGGUCUGGCUGGGAUUCUUCGGCGACAAAGGUGGAGGCUCGACAAAAUUUGGCUUUAUGGUGGGUAACGUGUCAGCGCCGAACCGCCCUGACAAUUUGAGUCUCUUGGCGAUGUAUUAUGGUGAUGACAACGCCAUCCAACUGCGCGCUGUCCUUGCAGAAAUUGCACGCCAGAUUAACGAGCUUUCUAAAAUCGAGCUAGAGGUGGCAGGUGUCAAGAAAAAAAUUGUCUUGCGGAAAUUUUUGGUGGGCGAUAUGCCAUUCCUCUGCGCCUGCUACGGUCACCAGGGACAUAGCUCCGCAUAUCCGUGUCUAAUAUGCGAGGACAAAAAAGUCACCAUUGGGCAGCUUGCAGCAUAUAAUACGCCGAAAACUUUGCGGACGCUCGACCGUAUGCAUCAACAGGCCAACCGAGCUGACGAUAAAAAAAGCAUGGUAAUGUCUCCGCUUCUCGAAGUUGAGCCAGACCAUAUCACCCUAUCGGAACUCCAUAUUUUACUUGGAAUCGGUAACAUGAUUAUGGAUCGGUUGACGCAUUAUGCCAUUCUAGCAGAUUGUGAAGGCUCAGUGCCAGAUUCUGUCCUAGAACAGAUAAAGAAAAAGGCUGGUUGGAGCAAACAGAAAAAGGAGUAUACCGAGCAAGAUGGUGUACUGGCAGCCGACCUCCAUCAGUUGCAAACUCUCCGGAAAGAUGCUACUAUCGUUAGUGUCGUGGUAACGGCUAUUAAUUCUGGCAAGAUCCAACCGGUGGUUAGCGAUGGCGAUGAGGAACCACUCUGCGCAUAUGGUAAUAACUGCUGCUUUGUUGACAAACGCAUGAACAAAUUUCGGGUCGCAGAUCCUCUAGAUUGGGCCUCCUCAUGCUUGCAAUGCGGAGGAGAUUACCAUGCCGUAUGCGUCGGGCUCUUCGAACCGGCCGAAAUCGAGCGCAGCCAGGGGCGAUUCUUGUGCCCCCGAUGUACCAAGCAGCCCUUUUCGCGGUUGGUAAAAAGCUAUGAGGACUAUAUUGCUUUGCUUGACAACGCCGUCAAUGAGAAAAAAGAGGAAAAAGCUCGGAAUGAGCGCAUUUUGACAGAUUUAAAGGAGUAUGCCGACGAGUACAAAGGCGCCAAUUAUCAAAAUUUACAGAAGGUACUGCGUCAAAUCGGUGUUGACCAAUCUUUGUACUUUGGCUCUCUGACCGGCAACCAGGCAAAAGCCUUGAUUGCAGGAGACAAUCCGAAAAAAGUCGUUUCCGUGCUUCCGCAGAGGGCUGAGCUGGUUCCACUCCAGGAGUUUAUGGAAGUGUUGGGCAAAAUAUACAAAUUUGCUACCACCAGAUUCCAUGUUGAAGGGGAGAUUGAUAAAUUCAUGGAACUGCUCUCCCGGUUCCAAGAAUUGGUUGUGGAAAUUUACAGUCAUGAAAAUAAGGGUACCGAUCCGACCAUCACUCCGAAGCUGCACUGGCUCCUUCACCACGUGCCUGCUUUCCUACUUAGGUUAAAAAGAUUCACUCUUUUUCUCCCGAUCGGGGCCCUCAUCGCUAUAUUCCUGGUCGCCGUGGUAUUUAUGCGAGACGCGGUGGUUGGAUACGAAUGGGGAUGUAGGCUCGUCUACCUCCCGGCAAUCUCUCGGCUUCUUAACCUACGAGCCACGCGCAUCAUCUUUGAAUUUAUUAUGGGCCCAUUCUUCCUCCUCAGCCCGGGGGUCGUGCUCCUCAAUUGCGAGUCUCAGCUGAUUUUCGGAAAAGUGUUUCAUGCACAACUGAGGAAUCCACGAGAUGACCACAUCCGAAUUGUUACCCUUUGUGGGAUGGUCGCCUCGGGCAUUGUGCAAAACAUCUUUUUGCUAGCCCUGACGUUCGUCGGGGAGCGUGAGAAUGGAAACCUGCACACGAUAUUCUUCUGCAUAUUCAUCGUGUCGACCUAUCUCUAUCUUCUGAGUCAAACGGUGCUGCUGAAAAGUAGUGAUUACGCGCGGAAAAGCAUCGGAAAAGCUCAACAAAAUCUCCGGUGGAAGCGACGCCUUCUGGCCGUACUCUCAAUUCUGUUGCCCUUCGUCUUCACCCUAUUCUUUGCCCAUUUCCUGCAUUGCGUACCUUACAGUUACGAGCUGUUCUGCCUCUCCGAAUACGCGACGGUCGCCACAAUAUUUGCAUUCCACGUGACUACGGUGGAUUUGUUGCAAUUUGACGUGCUGCUGGUCCACAGAAACUAUAGACCGCAUCGGGUCAAGAUG
Molecule: messenger RNA, 2877 nt
Organism: Mesorhabditis spiculigera
Lineage: Eukaryota; Metazoa; Nematoda; Chromadorea; Rhabditida; Rhabditidae
Source: the annotation of a GenBank genome assembly